AUGCUUCCAGUGGGCAGGAUGGAGGACGAGGAAGGCCCUGAGUAUGGGAAAGCAGACUUUGUGCUUUUGGACCAACUGACCAUGGAGGACUUCAUGAAGAACCUAGAGCUCAGGUUUGAGAAGGGCCGUAUCUAUACCUACAUUGGUGAGGUGCUGGUAUCCGUGAACCCCUACCAGGAACUGCCAUUGUAUGGGCCAGAGGCCAUUGCCAAGUAUCAGGGCCGUGAGCUCUAUGAGCGACCACCUCAUCUUUACGCGGUGGCCAAUGCUGCUUACAAGGCAAUGAAGCGCAGAUCCAGGGACACCUGCAUCGUCAUCUCAGGGGAGAGUGGGGCAGGGAAGACAGAAGCCAGCAAGCACAUCAUGCAGUACAUUGCUGCUGUCACCAACCCAAGCCAGAGGGCUGAGGUAGAGAGGGUGAAGGAUGUGCUCCUCAAGUCCACCUGCGUGCUCGAAGCCUUCGGCAACGCCCGCACCAAUCGCAACCACAACUCCAGCCGCUUUGGCAAGUACAUGGACAUCAACUUCGACUUCAAGGGGGAUCCUGUUGGCGGACACAUCCACAGCUACCUGCUGGAGAAGUCCAGGGUUCUCAAGCAGCAUGUGGGCGAGAGGAACUUCCAUGCCUUCUACCAGUUGCUUCGAGGCAGUGAGGACCAAGAACUGCAAGGACUGCAUCUGGAGAGAAACCCUGCUGUGUAUAAUUUCACGCGCCAGGGAGCUGGGCUCAACAUGGGUGUGCACAAUGCCUUGGACAGUGAUGAGAGGAGCCACCAAGGAGUGAUGGAGGCCAUGAGGAUCAUCGGCUUCAGUCCUGAGGAGGUGGAAUCCAUCCAUCGCAUCCUGGCCGCCAUAUUGCACCUGGUGAGCUUGGCUUGGAAGACCUGGGAGGUUAGCUUUGAGCAGUUCUGCAUCAACUACUGCAAUGAGAAGCUCCAGCAGCUCUUUAUCCAGCUUAUCCUGAAGCAAGAGCAGGAGGAGUAUGAACGAGAGGGCAUCGCCUGGCAGAGCAUCGAGUACUUCAACAACGCUACCAUUGUGGAACUUGUAGAGCAGCCCCGCCGAGGCAUCCUGGCUGUGCUGGAUGAAGCCUGCAGCACGGCAGGCCCCAUCACCGACCGAAUCUUCCUGCAGACCCUGGACACACACCACCGCCACCACCCACACUAUUCCAGCCGCCAGCUUUGCCCUACGGACAAGACCAUGGAGUUUGGCCGAGACUUCCAGAUCAAACACUAUGCAGGGGAUGUCACGUACUCUGUGGAAGGCUUCAUUGACAAGAAUAGAGACUCUCUCUUCCAGGACUUCAAACGGCUGCUGUACAAUAGCGUGGAUCCCACCUUGCGAGCCAUGUGGCCAGACGGGCAACAGGACAUCACGGAAGUGACCAAGCGUCCCCUGACAGCCGGCACACUCUUUAAGAAUUCCAUGGUUGCCCUGGUGGAAAACUUGGCUUCCAAGGAACCCUUCUAUGUCCGCUGCAUCAAACCCAACGAAGACAAGGUGGCUGGGCGGCUCGAUGAAGCCCACUGUCGUCACCAGGUCGAAUACCUGGGACUACUGGAGAAUGUGAGGGUCCGCAGGGCUGGCUUUGCUUCCCGGCAGCCCUACCCUCGAUUCCUGCUCAGGUACAAGAUGACCUGUGAGUACACGUGGCCCAACCACCUGCUGGGCUCUGACCGGGAUGCGGUGAGCGCCCUGCUGGAACAGCAUGGGCUGCAAGGGGAUGUGGCCUUUGGCCACAGCAAGCUGUUCAUCCGAUCCCCAAGGACGCUAGUCACUCUGGAGCAGAGCCGGGCUCGCCUGAUUCCCAUCAUUGUGUUAUUACUGCAGAAGGCUUGGCGAGGCACCCUGGCUAGGUGGCACUGCCGGCGACUAAGGGCCAUCUACACCAUCAUGCGCUGGUUCCGGAGGCACAAGGUGCGUGCUCACCUGAUUGAACUACAGCGACGGUUCCAGGCCGCACGGCAGCCCCCACUCUAUGGCCGUGACCUCGUGUGGCCCACACCUCCUGCUGUGCUGCAGCCGUUCCAGGACACUUGCCGUGUUCUCUUCAGCAGGUGGCGGGCACGGCAGUUGGUGAAGAACAUCCCUCCUUCAGACAUGACCCAGAUCAAGGCCAAGGUGGCUGCUAUGGGGGCCUUGCAAGGACUGCGGCAGGACUGGGGUUGCCAGCGGGCCUGGGCCCGAGACUACCUGUCCUCUGACACUGACAACCCCACAGCUUCCCAUCUGUUUGCUGAGCAACUAAAGGUGCUGCGGGAGAAGGAUGGCUUUGGAAGUGUGCUUUUUUCCAGCCACGUGCGCAAGGUGAAUCGCUUCCGCAAGAGCCGGGACCGGGCCCUUCUGCUCACAGAUCGGCAUCUCUACAAGUUGGAGCCUGGACGACAGUACCGGGUGAUGCGGGCUGUGCCUCUGGAUGCGGUGACAGGGCUGAGUGUGACCAGUGGAAGAGAUCAGCUGGUGGUGCUACAUGCCCAAGGCCAUGAUGAUCUUGUAGUGUGUCUACACCGUUCCCAACCACCUCUGGACAACCGAAUUGGGGAGCUGGUGGGCAUGCUGGCUGCACACUGCCAGGGGGAGGGACGAACCCUGGAGGUCCGUGUCUCUGACUGUAUCCCACUCAGCCAGCAUGGUGCCCGGCGCCUCAUUUCUGUGGAGCUCAGGCCAGAGCAGCCUGAGCCAGAUUUCCAAUGCAGCCGUAGCACAUUUACCCUCCUCUGGCCAAGCCACUGAGCAAGGCCAAGUCAGUCUAACCUGGUCUCCAUGCAGUUCUAAAUACCUGGACUUGUCCACCCUUACAUGGAACAUUGAAAAAUAAAGAUGUUAUAUUUGU
Messenger RNA from Mus pahari (shrew mouse), 2836 nucleotides. It is a transcript of the gene Myo1g, whose product is annotated as myosin IG. The record is from RefSeq and is a predicted model, not a curated record. Gene Ontology annotation, molecular function: actin filament binding; ATP binding; microfilament motor activity. Gene Ontology annotation, biological process: actin filament organization; vesicle transport along actin filament. Gene Ontology annotation, cellular component: cytoplasm; plasma membrane; myosin complex. NCBI's taxonomy places the organism in Eukaryota, Metazoa, Chordata, Mammalia, Rodentia, Muridae. The coding region runs from base 1 to 2736 and encodes 911 amino acids. The transcript has 21 exons.